AUGCUGCUACGGAAGGAGUUCUCGUCGCUUCGAAAACGGGUGCUGCUGGGCGUGCAGCCGAAAAACCUCCUUCUGCCCAAGGUCAAGAAGAUAGGCAUCCCAGACGAAACAACCAUCAACAGAGGCACGAUAUGUGUGGUGAGCCCGACCAGCAAAGACCAUAAGGAGCGUCUGAACGAGAUGAAGUCGUGUUUUUUUCUCCCAAUAUCCAUCGUGGAGAAUGGCCUAAAUGAAAAGCCUUUGCAUUCCCUUAGCAUCAAAUCCGUCCAGUAUAACGAUAUCAGCAUCACCAGCCAGGGCAGGGACCUUGAGUUUCGGAUUUCCCGUAAUAAAGACCAUUUGUUCUUUUGUUACGAUAAUGCAUUUGUCGAUAAAUUGGCCAUUCCACGAGGCACUAUCGAUAAGAUCUUGUUUAGUCCACUGAUGGACUGUUUCCUAGUCAUAUUGCACAAGCGUUUUGGCCAUAUUAUGGUCCGCUACGAGCCCAGAGACGAUGAACACCUACUACGAUUCUUUCAGCGUAAUGAAGAGCUCUGGGGUCAGGUUUCUAGAGUGGAUAACAUUGAUCACAUCUACUCCAAGAUCGUUCGUCUGCGAGAACUGUUGAAUAAGGAUCCAGAGAUGCUCGUACGCGUGGAUUCCGAUCAUAAUGACGAUAGUUCAGGUUCAGAGUCACAGCAUCCUACCAAUCUUUCCACGUCGUCUGACCUGGUACUCAAAAGCGGCCUACCGAGCCUUCCUACUCCAACAAAAAGGCCCAUUGACGGCAGAGCAACAAGGUCAGCUACGCGAUCAGCUCUGCAAGACCCUUCUUCUGAGCCUUUUAAGGCUGUUUCAAUGGGCGAAAAUGGAGAAAUGUUGAUCGAAGGUGACGAAGCAGACACUGAAGCACCUCGUGAACAGGAAGUCCCUGCGGCUUUUGAUCCCCCAUUGAAGUACUCUUUGGCAAACGGCAAGAAAUUCGCCAUAACUUAUAAUGACUUCAAAACGCUAUACAAUAAUGACUGGAUUAAUGACACACUUAUAGACUUUUUUAUUGCUUACGAGAUAGACAAGGCUGUCACGGAGCUCAAGCUGAUCAAGGAGGAUGAAGUUUAUGCAUUCAACUCCUUCUUCUUCACAAAACUAAUGUCCAAGCCUGAAGAGCAGGAGGAACCGCCAGACUACUAUGGCAACAUUCAGAGAUGGUUGAGCAAAGUGGAUCUUAUGUCAUACCAGUCCGUCAUCAUCCCUAUAAACGAGCAUUUGCAUUGGUACUGUUGCAUUAUCAAAGACCUUCCUAAACUCCUACGAGCUGCCAAAAGACGCCAGGCCGCUGAAAAGAAGGAACAGGAGAAGGAUAAAUCUUCAGCGGGUCCUGCCCCUGAUGAAUCACCAAAGAAACCUGAGCCGGUUGCGGAAGUCUUUGUUUUCGAUUCGCUUAGACAUCGUCAUCCUAAUAUUGAAGCGCCUUUGAGAAAGAUUAUUGAUCAGUAUUCUCAAGACACCUAUGGCGUACCUAUACCUGCUGACUUGAUCAAGUUCACCAACGCCAGAGUACCUCAGCAACGUAACUUCAACGAUUGUGGAAUUCAUGUGAUCUGUAAUGUUGGAAAAUGGCUCAGUGAACCUCUUAUCUGUGAAAGAAUGUGGAGAAAGAUGCCUAAGAAUUCCAGAGGGUAUUUCAAUAUUUCAGAAAGGUUAGUUAUGAGAAAGAAGCUUAUUGAUUUGCUACUUGAACUUCAUCUGAAGCAGCCACCAGACGAAAGCAACAGUGGCUCUGGAAAAGAGGAGGAAGAGUCCGAUGACGAAAUCGAGGUUAUUUCGUACUUCUCUUCGAAACCAGAAACUGCACCUGAAGAUGAAACGGCAAUGCAAGAUACUUCAAAGUCUCCUGAGAAGGCUUCUCCAGAAGGAUCUGUCACAGAGGAGAAAUCAGAUGAUGGUGCAACCGGCGAGAAAGCUCAAGUUAGCCUUUUUGAUACUCUUCUCAAAUCCUCUCAAAAGAAGCUGAAGCCUGAAGAUACUCCAAAGCAUAAGACCACCCUGAAAGCAGAUACAUCCGUUGAUCUCUCUUCUGAGAAGGAAAAGAAGCCCAAGCAAAGAAGAUUAAGCGACUCGAAGUUCCCAGUACGCACGUUAGAUCCCAGAGCCAUGUCGCUGCCUAAUCUGCUGGUUUUCUCGACAAAGAAGGAACCUUCCUCUGGACUGUUUCUACAAGUUGAGCAUCCGCAAAUCAGAAGGCUUCUACUUCGUCUGAAAGUCAAACCACACACUGUGGAAUUUUUGAAUAAAUUCUUCAGCGACCAUACGCGCCAGUACGGUCUUGAGAAGCAGCUUGCAAUCAAGGAUUUCGUUGAUAAGUACAAUUUCUUUGACCCCAAGAAGGAGCACAUGCAAUCUGAAGUUCUUGCAACCAAGCUAAAGGAAACGUUCAAAGAGCCAGCAGCGCCCAUGGAAGAGCCAUUUGUGAUCCAGGAUGCCGACGACAGCAAUGGUGAGCUCAAUCGAAGCGUAGGGGACUUGAGGAUCAACAGCGAUAACCCUUCACAGUCUGACGUCGAAGUUGAAGACCUCAAACACACGCUUUCAAAGCUGCUGAAAAGUGACGGAAGUGAUCUAGAGAUAAUCGAAGAUAAGUGGAGGAUACAUUCCAACCCUAACUCGUCCUACCAGAGCAGUUCUCCAAAAGGCUCUCCCAAGACAUCUAGAUUAUCACCCAAGGGGUCCAAAUCGAGAUUGAAUGGGCACGUAAGAUCAGGCAGUAACGACAAAGGCGGUGAAGAUUUUCUACUGUUUUUCUCCAGAAAAGCCCUAGGACCAAAACGAAGACGUUUGGAUGCCGCCAGAUCUGACUCCAGCGGUCGUGCAGACAAGAGCUUGUAG
Molecule: messenger RNA, 2865 nt
Organism: Candidozyma haemuli
Lineage: Eukaryota; Fungi; Ascomycota; Pichiomycetes; Serinales; Metschnikowiaceae
Gene: ULP3
Product: SUMO protease
Exons: 1
Coding region: 1-2865 (954 amino acids)
Biological process (GO): proteolysis
Molecular function (GO): cysteine-type peptidase activity
Source: RefSeq, a predicted model, not a curated record